Molecule: messenger RNA, 962 nt
Organism: Ricinus communis (castor bean)
Lineage: Eukaryota; Viridiplantae; Streptophyta; Magnoliopsida; Malpighiales; Euphorbiaceae
Product: germin-like protein subfamily 1 member 16
Exons: 2
Coding region: 82-762 (226 amino acids)
Cellular component (GO): cell wall
Molecular function (GO): manganese ion binding
Source: RefSeq, a predicted model, not a curated record
CCAUGCAAAUAAUUCUCACUGCUGCGAAAAUCCAAUAGCACAUCCAAGAAUUCCCUGUAAGCACCAAAAUAAUUAAGCAUCAUGGAAGUUGGUACUUUCCUUCUAUCUCUUCUUGUCUUCGCUAUGGCUUCUUCAUUUUGUGCCACUGCUUUUGAUCCUAGUCCUCUCCAAGACUUCUGUGUAGCAACAGAUGGCUCUGAUUCUUCUGUAUUCGUGAAUGGAAAGUUCUGCAAGAAUCCAAACAAUGUUACGGCAGAUGAUUUCUUCUAUUCCGGACUUAAUGUUCGUGCAAAUACAUCGAAUCAACUUGGAGUAAAUGUCACAAUUUUAACUGCUGAUGUAAUACCAGGACUUAACACCAAUGGCAUAACCUUAGCUCGUAUUGACUAUGCAGCAAAUGGCGGCUUAAAUCCACCGCAUGUACACCCCAGAGCUGCAGAAAUCCUAGUAGUUCUAGAAGGAACCGUUUAUGCUGGUUUUGUAACAUCAAAUCCGGAUCAUCGUCUGUUCAGCAAAAUUCUAAAGCCAGGGGAUGUCUUUGUGUUUCCAUUUGGGAUGAUACAUUUUCAAUUGAAUCUUGGUAAAACUCCUGCACUCGCCUUUGCUGCAUUGACUAGCCAAAAUCCAGGAGUCAUGACUUUAGCUAAUGGGAUUUUUGGAGCUCAUCCUUCCAUUAAUCUUGAUGUUGUGGCCAAGGCAUUUCAUUUAGACAAAAGUUUAGUCCGCAAGCUUCGGGGACAAGAGUGGGCCAAUCCCUCAUAGAGUUUGUUUAAUUUCAAAGAUGUGUUGGGUCAAGUCUUAUCAUUUGAGGUGUCUGAAAUGACAUUAGUUUGUUUGAAUAAGGAGAAUGUUUGUGUUCCAUUCCUCAUGUUGAUUAAUUAAUUAAGGUAGAGGAGGAUAUGCCUCUUCCACCAUCUUUAUAUUGCAAGUAAUAAAGGUCAUGUGCUAGUGCAAUUUGCUUA